This is a messenger RNA of Pomacea canaliculata, 4855 nucleotides long. RefSeq lists its product as uncharacterized. The record is from RefSeq and is a predicted model, not a curated record. Lineage: Eukaryota; Metazoa; Mollusca; Gastropoda; Architaenioglossa; Ampullariidae. Bases 258 to 3464 code for a protein of 1068 amino acids. The transcript is spliced from 7 exons.
CCUUCUUUACCGGCGAAGUAACGAGCAUCACCCAUGAAAACAUUGUGUUCCAGUUCCGAUGCCUGCUGUAUCAAAAUCAGGAUUUGCCUCUCUUGCGUCUUAAGGCACGCACCCUAUCUACCCUCAUGCUUACACAGCAUGUUCUCGCGACAGGAAAGGGAGUUAGAUCUGCAAACCGUCGCGUCACUACAUUGCUGCUAACUUGAAAGCAGACGACCACAGGGUCCCAAACGUUAAGAAAAAGGUAAAAGCUGAAAAUGGGAAAGAAUCACGUGACCCCGCUUGUUUAUAUACUACUUGUUUGGUUUCCCUGGACGACAGCCAUGUCCAGCUCACAGAGAGACAGACGACCCACACAGGAUGUUGUUCACCAGCACCAGGAUGAAAACGGUGGGUCACAUGAUGGCAGUCACAGAAUGACGACGAUGCUGUCCAGCGAAGUGCCUCACGAUAUCUCACAAAACAUACCACCAGGUGAUUUCCUGAUGAGGUCGGCGGAUCUAAAAACGGGAUCUAGGAAUGAUGAAGCUCUAAAGGUAACAAUUUCCUCUUCGUUGAAGGGUGAAGAUUUUACCUGGAUCGGUGACAUAAAUGACGAACCAAGUGCAGGUUUAGACAUUCAUAACAACCACAUUAAUAAGUUAAUGAAAACCAAGGGCUCACAAAAGCAACCUUUGUCCUCCAUCGAUCACAGAAAAUCAAGGGUCAAAGCGCGGCAGCGACGAGAAACUCGCAGACGACAAAGUCGACGUCACGGGUCAAGGGGCAGGCAGUCGUCUGCGGCAAUCAGUAGCUCCCAACACAUCAAUAGCCUGCCCCAUUCCGCGUCCCAAAUCGGACCCAAGCUCCUGCCAGCUCUGCCGCCCGGCUCCCUCAACGUUACACUCCAGAAAUUUGGCGCAUCCGUCCCACCCAGUCAACCCGUCUCGGCUCAUUUCAAAUCUUUCUCACUCUUUUCUUCAGCGACUUCAUCGGAUAGCAAGAGAUCGGGGCGCCAAAAACAGAGAGGAAUUAGUACUCCCCCAUCCUUGGGCAUCCUCACAACAACGUCACCUUUCGAACACCACCUCCACCACCAGCAACUCCUGUUAGGUCAACAACGUAAUAUAUCCGGCGAUAUGGCGGCUCUGACUAGCCAUUACGGAUCCCUUCCGCUGAGACAUCACAAUACCUCCGCACAAGAACCUCGUCACAGGGAAGAGAAUCUUCAUACAAAAGAACAGGCUGACGUCAAGAUCAAUGUCCAGGGAAGGCUGCAAGAGUGUCAGCAGUGUGACCUUGACCUGCGCAUGCUUCGAGCAGCGUACAAGAAGAACCUGGAGACACUCAAGCUGGUGUUGAUGGAGGCCAUGGAUCGCUUCAUUCUCGACCCUUCACAACUCCUGACCUCCGCCCUCUGUGACGUUUUGAACAUUCCUUCGGCUCACCAUUCUCACCGCAGGUCGUUCACUUCCACUGCAGGUCCGCUUCGCCCCGUCUACGGGCCACGUCGGCAUUCACACGGGAGACACCCACACGACAACGACGAAGAGCGUCACUCAGCCGUAAGCCUAGCGUCAGAGGAUAGUCGCCCUGGCGUCAGCUUCACGUCAGAAAGUAGACCUCACGCUAAUCGCGGAAGGUCUUAUCGCGAAGAGGCGAGUCAUCUGUCGCAGAACGCACGUAAUUCAGGUGCGUCCGGCAUUCCUGCGCAUUGGUCUCGCCCAGGUGCUGAUGUGAUAGACCAGCAGGGCAGCAGCAGGGCGUCGAGUGAAGCAGCCGAAAUAAACGUCGGGAGUUCGCACCUUCGUGGGAACGGGCAGAGGGGCAGAUAUAACGAGCAAGAUGAUUGGCUCACUGGUCGCCUUGACCUUGACGCGAAAGACAACGCCAGAACGAGCAGUGCGUUGAUCUCGGAACUGUCCCAAGAUCACGCGACGCAGAAAGAAAUCCGAGAGAGUGGAAGUCGUUCAGCAGUCAAGACGACGGAAAGCCCUCGGGAAAGAAACGUGGUAUGGAGCACAACACACGAUCAAAGUGACUACACUUCAGAAUUGACAGGGCGUUCUCGUAAAAGCAGCUUUUCGGACAACAGUACCAGAAACACAGGUGUGGGGCAGGUAGGACAGGUAAAAGGAAACCAAAUCAGCAGCCGUGGGUCAGGUUUGUCGGUCAAGCCUGGUGAUCCAAAUACGCGAGCAGCUAGCCUUCAAGAUGAGGGCGGUCUGCUGGGUGUUGCCAAGAUAUCACAGGACGGGUGGCUGCCACACUCGAGCCGCCAACCGACGGCGUCUUCAGAUACUCUCACUUCCGAUCCAUCCACGUCAAACCUGCGUCCACUCAACGACACUAGACAACACGCUUUGGCUGCACAGCAAAACGUCACCAUCCCGCAGUCGGACAAGAAGACUAAUGGAAUUCGGGCCAGUGUCGAUGGUGGUCACAAGAGUCAAGAGGCUGACCUUCGCACAGAACUUGAGACCAGAGGCAAGAAUGUGACUCACAAUGAGGGUCGCAGAAAGGAGAGAGUAAUGUCAGAACAGGAAAGGCAAUUUGAUGAAAAACAGCAGAGAGAGUUCUGGGAGAGGUGGCGACAAGAACAACAAGAGGAGGAAAGGUCGAGAGUCAACCACCCUGGAGCCCUGUCCUGCAUUCUUGGGCCCUGGACGUCGUGGGCCGGCCCAGUGGGCUUCGGUGUCAUCGAAAGGAGGCGGUCAGUCGUGGGCGGCGAUGAGGGCUGCAUGACCAGCGAAGGGGACCUUGUCAUGAGAGUGGACAUCUCGGUCUUCAACGACAAGAACACCUACUACAAGACACCGGAGGCAGUCGGGAAAGACUUCGAGGCAGACUUCACGCGCUCGCACGAACCACGUGACCUACUCCUCGUGCUCGACGCCUCGGGCAGUAUAGAGGCAGACGACUUCCGUCUGAUGAAGGAAGGGGUAGAACUGAUGGUGGAUCUUUUCUGCGGGGGGUUCGGGCCAAACGCUGAAAACAACCGACUAGCGGUUGUUGUGUUUGCCUCGGAUAUUGACGUGGUGUACAGAUUUAGUGAUGACCAGUCACCUGAAACAAUACGCAAUGCCAUUUCAAACAUGACGCAACCGAACGGCAACACCUGCACGGGGGACGCGCUGCGCUUCGCUCAUGACGUCGUUUAUGCACCUGAAAACGGUGCCCGAGCUGAUGUCGUUCACGACACGCUUCUAGUCACGGACGGCCACUCCAACUGCGGGAAGGUAACUGUGCAGGAAGGGGCAAACCUGCUGCAUAACGUCUCCAAUGUCUUCGCUCUUGGAGUGGGCGUGGCCAACGACACAGCUGCGCGCUGGGAGCUCAACUCAGUCGUGUCCAACCGCGACCCGCGGCACAUCUUCUCCCUCUUGCGUUUCCAGGACUUCAAGGGCAUGCUGCAGAGCAUUCAGCACCGGCGGGGACAGGACUCGUGUCUGCCUAUCGUGGCUGACACUUCGGCCGAGGAUUGACGGCCUUCUCACGAAAGAGAUUCUCUGCCUGGAUGCCACCUGCGCCAUGUUGGGGCUUCAAUAGGCCACCCCCUAUAACUGGUGAGGCUCUUUAGAACGCCCUCAGGCCAUGUUAAGGCUCUACCAUGACGCCACCCACGUGUUGGGAUUUCAGAAAUGAGCGUCGCCAGAAAUCAGGCUUUAAGGUUGUGUUCUUGGCGAGAGAUGACGCGGCCAAGGUCACCGGAAUCUCCUAGUUCCUUAUGAAAGCUGAUAUAGAGUAUAUGGGAUUUACACAGUGUGAAGUCACUACAAAGUUGAAACAUGUCGGCUUAAACCUUACCGCUUGAUUAGUUACUCACAGUUCACAAUCGCAUGUUUGAAGAUGUCUCAUCCCCAAUUCUAAAGAAUUCAUUGCUUAAAAAAAAGCAAACCAACCAAAAACAAAACUACAGCUGCAUUGGAUUAAAAUUACAAAAAAAAUCCUUGUCCCUUCAUCCCGAAAGACAGUUCCUGUUUGUUGGUAUGAAAUGAUUCUUCUGGUGAUGGGAUGAUAAUUUCAAAGGGUGGUGGGGGUGGAAUAUGAGAGCUGUUAACUAAUCUAGAUGGAAAAGGUAACAACGCUUCACAGGUGGGACAUACAUAAGAUCUCUGUGCUACAAAACACACUCAUUCAACUAGAAUUUAUGUUAACUGUUAUUAUGAACACCUUUGGGUGAUCAUGAGUCAAUCCCCCCUACCCCACAAAAAAACAUCAGCUUGCUAUUCACAUGCUUCCACAAAAGCACUUUUAAAGCCAACAUUGCGGGUGACUGACCUCUAUGUUUUCGACAAUACUUGAGAUUUUAAAAGUAGAUACUAAUUUAUAUCAUAUGUUUUAUCUAAUCCUCUAAUCCUGACUAAGAUUGUUUGGCAAAACUUGAUCUUUUUAGGAUCAUCAGUAUUUCAGACCUUUACCAACCCAUUGUUGAAAGAUACAGGUGAACAUCUACAACAGUUUGAUCCUGACACAGAUCACAGGAAGCAAAGAGUACCUCAGAUCUAUUCAGAUAUUUGUUCAAGUUAACUAAGGAGUCACCUUUUUUCUGGUUGGAAGAUUAUGCAGUGUGAGUUUUGCCUCAAUUUCGAUAUGCAACAACCAUUAUCCUAACCAUCUAGAUGCUUAACAAUGAUGUGGUUGUGAACUGACAACAGCUGUGGGUUUAAGUUUGUUAAAGUAUAGACAGACAAUCCAGCCUGAUGAGUCUCGACUAUAAACAAUUUGGAGACGCUUGGCACGGAUAUUGACGCUAUACAAAUGUUUUGAUCUGGGCUGGAUGUAUAUUGACUGUUCAUAAUUUACGGACACUUUAGAAUUAUUGCUUGGCAAAAAUGAAUUUAUAAAAAAUAAAAAUUUUCUAAUGUGUGACUUU